Messenger RNA from Paramuricea clavata, 198 nucleotides. Lineage: Eukaryota; Metazoa; Cnidaria; Anthozoa; Malacalcyonacea; Plexauridae. The record is from the annotation of a GenBank genome assembly.
AUGGCAGCUGAAAAACACAAGAAAACAGCAUCACAUAACAAAAUUCAACAAAGAAGACAGGCAAAAAGAGCAAAGCUUCAUGCUAUUAUAAAUGUGACUGAAGGGCCUGGUGAUGAUUGUCAUGUUGUUGAAACUUCGGAUUGUGAUGGGGCAGACAAUGACUCUGUGGUCAUUGAGAAUGAUGUUGAAGAACUUUAA